Molecule: messenger RNA, 5840 nt
Organism: Echinops telfairi (small Madagascar hedgehog)
Lineage: Eukaryota; Metazoa; Chordata; Mammalia; Afrosoricida; Tenrecidae
Gene: GRIA1
Product: glutamate ionotropic receptor AMPA type subunit 1
Exons: 16
Coding region: 438-3158 (906 amino acids)
Biological process (GO): synaptic transmission, glutamatergic; monoatomic ion transport; modulation of chemical synaptic transmission
Cellular component (GO): AMPA glutamate receptor complex; plasma membrane; dendritic spine
Molecular function (GO): AMPA glutamate receptor activity; transmitter-gated monoatomic ion channel activity involved in regulation of postsynaptic membrane potential
Source: RefSeq, a predicted model, not a curated record
GGGGUGGGAGGUAGAGGAGGUCGGCAGAGGAACCUCGAGCCGUCUCCCCAUUAGGUAUUAGCAUAGAGCCUGCAGCCUGUGUGAGUGUGAGGGGGAGAGCUAGCUCCAGCAAGGGAGGGAGUGAGCUAGUGAGAGGCAGGCUUGCAAGAGGAGAGGGAGAGGGGAGCAAGCACUCCAGCGAGCAUGAGGACGGCUCCUCUUUCCCGUGCUCAGUUAAUCUGGCUGUCAGUUGGUGUUAACGCUGCAGUUUAAGUGCUCAGAUUCCAGGGAAAAGAGGCAAACCUCACAGAAGGAAGGAAGGAAGCAAGGAAAGAAGCAACUGCAAGAGGAAAAGAAGCGGCAGACCAUCAACAGGAAUAAAGGGAAUGCAGGGGGACACCAAAUCUAUAAAUCUAUGAUUGGAUCUGGGCUUCGUUUUCGCCAAUGCAAAAAGGAAUAUGCAGCACAUUUUUGCCUUCUUCUGCACCGGUUUCCUAGGCACAGUAGUCGGUGCCAAUUUCCCCAACAAUAUCCAGAUUGGGGGAUUAUUUCCAAACCAGCAGUCACAGGAACAUGCCGCUUUUAGAUUUGCUUUGUCGCAACUCACAGAGCCCCCCAAGCUGCUUCCCCAGAUUGAUAUUGUGAACAUCAGCGACAGCUUUGAGAUGACCUAUAGAUUCUGUUCCCAGUUCUCCAAAGGAGUCUACGCCAUUUUUGGAUUCUAUGAGAGGAGGACUGUGAACAUGCUGACCUCCUUCUGCGGAGCCCUCCAUGUCUGCUUCAUUACCCCCAGCUUUCCUGUCGACACAUCCAAUCAAUUUGUCCUCCAGCUGCGCCCAGAGCUGCAGGAUGCCCUCAUCAGCAUCAUCGACCAUUACAAGUGGCAGAAAUUUGUCUACAUUUAUGAUGCUGACCGAGGCUUGUCCGUCCUCCAGAAAGUCCUCGACACAGCUGCUGAGAAGAACUGGCAGGUGACAGCCGUCAACAUUUUGACAACCACAGAGGAAGGCUACCGGAUGCUCUUUCAGGACCUAGAGAAGAAAAAGGAGAGGCUGGUGGUAGUGGACUGUGAAUCCGAGCGCCUCAACGCUAUCCUAGGCCAGAUUAUAAAGCUAGAGAAGAAUGGCAUUGGCUACCACUACAUCCUUGCUAAUCUGGGAUUUAUGGACAUUGACCUAAACAAGUUCAAGGAGAGUGGAGCAAAUGUGACAGGUUUCCAGUUGGUGAAUUACACAGACACCAUCCCAGCCAAGAUCAUGCAGCAGUGGAAGAACAGCGAUGCUAGAGACCACACCCGAGUGGACUGGAAGAGACCCAAGUACACCUCUGCGCUCACCUACGAUGGAGUGAAGGUGAUGGCUGAAGCGUUCCAGAGUCUGCGGAGGCAGAGGAUCGAUAUCUCCCGCCGGGGGAAUGCUGGGGACUGUCUUGCUAACCCAGCUGUGCCCUGGGGCCAGGGUAUCGACAUUCAGAGAGCUCUGCAGCAGGUGCGCUUUGAAGGCUUGACAGGAAACGUACAGUUUAAUGAGAAAGGACGCCGGACCAACUACACCCUGCAUGUGAUUGAAAUGAAGCAUGACGGCAUCAGAAAGAUUGGUUAUUGGAAUGAAGAUGAUAAGUUUGUUCCUGCAGCCACAGAUUCUCAAGCAGGAGGUGAUAAUUCAAGUGUUCAGAACAGAACAUACAUCGUCACUACAAUCCUAGAAGACCCUUAUGUGAUGCUCAAGAAGAAUGCCAACCAGUUUGAGGGCAAUGACCGCUAUGAGGGCUACUGUGUGGAGUUGGCAGCAGAAAUUGCAAAGCAUGUGGGCUACUCCUACCGUCUUGAGAUUGUCAGUGAUGGCAAAUAUGGAGCUCGAGACCCUGACAGCAAGGCUUGGAAUGGCAUGGUGGGAGAGCUGGUCUAUGGACGAGCAGAUGUGGCCGUGGCCCCUCUAACCAUCACCUUGGUCCGAGAAGAGGUCAUAGACUUCUCCAAGCCAUUUAUGAGUUUGGGAAUUUCCAUCAUGAUAAAAAAACCACAGAAGUCCAAGCCCGGGGUCUUCUCCUUCCUUGAUCCCUUGGCUUAUGAGAUUUGGAUGUGCAUCGUUUUUGCCUACAUUGGAGUGAGUGUUGUCCUCUUCCUGGUCAGCCGCUUCAGCCCCUACGAAUGGCACAGCGAAGAGUUUGAAGAAGGACGUGACCAGACAACCAGCGACCAGUCCAAUGAGUUUGGGAUCUUCAACAGCUUGUGGUUCUCCCUGGGAGCCUUUAUGCAGCAAGGAUGUGACAUUUCCCCCAGGUCCCUGUCUGGCCGCAUUGUCGGUGGCGUCUGGUGGUUCUUCACCUUGAUCAUCAUCUCCUCAUACACGGCCAACCUGGCCGCCUUCCUGACUGUGGAGAGGAUGGUGUCUCCCAUCGAGAGCGCAGAGGACCUAGCCAAGCAGACAGAAAUCGCUUACGGGACGCUGGAAGCAGGAUCCACGAAGGAGUUCUUCAGGAGGUCUAAAAUCGCUGUGUUUGAGAAGAUGUGGACAUACAUGAAAUCAGCAGAACCAUCCGUUUUUGUGCGAACCACAGAGGAAGGGAUGAUCCGAGUGAGGAAAUCCAAGGGCAAGUAUGCCUACCUCCUGGAAUCCACUAUGAACGAGUAUAUUGAGCAGCGGAAGCCCUGUGACACCAUGAAGGUGGGAGGUAACUUGGAUUCCAAAGGCUAUGGCAUUGCAACACCCAAGGGGUCUGCCCUGAGAAAUCCAGUAAACCUGGCAGUGUUAAAACUGAACGAGCAGGGGCUUUUGGACAAAUUGAAAAACAAAUGGUGGUACGACAAGGGCGAGUGCGGCAGCGGGGGAGGUGAUUCCAAGGACAAGACGAGUGCUCUGAGCCUCAGCAAUGUGGCGGGAGUGUUCUACAUCCUGAUCGGAGGCCUUGGAUUAGCCAUGCUGGUUGCCUUAAUCGAGUUCUGCUACAAAUCCCGUAGUGAAUCCAAGCGGAUGAAGGGUUUCUGCUUGAUCCCACAGCAAUCCAUCAACGAAGCCAUACGGACGUCGACCCUCCCCCGGAACAGCGGGGCAGGAGCCAGCGGCAGCGGCAGUGGAGAGAAUGGCCGGGUGGUCAGCCACGACUUCCCCAAGUCCAUGCAAUCGAUUCCCUGCAUGAGCCACAGUUCAGGGAUGCCCUUAGGAGCCACGGGAUUAUAACUGGAGCAGACGGAUACCCCCUGGGGAGCAGGUCCAGGCUCCUCCGCCCAGUCCCAAACCCUUCAGUGCCAAAAACAACAACAAAAUGAAGUACAACCGCCACCAACCACGACAACCACAAGGAGGACAAUUCAACCGGUUUUCCAGAAGAAUUUAAAAACCGUUUCGCUGUCCCUUUUCCUUUGAUGUUCUCUCGCCUUUUUUUGUUUGCUAAGAAAGGAUGGCAGAUAACACUGUGUACUGGAAUCAGGGGAGAGUAACCUUGUCUAAGAAGUCCGUGUCUCUGAAAACAGAGCCCCUGGAACCCGAAUGAGGACACUGCAUCGUGUUUUACUAAUUCGGCAGUUAAUGUGUCUUAAUAUGCAAUGUUCUUUUCCUUACGAAUAUCCACGGUUUGCAGGUUCUGUUAGGCCCCUUUUGCCCCCUCCUUACUUUCUCUCAACCCUCUACCCAGACCGCUUCAGUUUUCAGGUGUGAGAAUCAAGAUUCCUUCCACCUCCCAAGCAAGCAAAGGGGGGAAAAUGCAACCUUGAAACUAAUCUGCCUAGAGGGCUCUCCAACUUACCCUCUACUUCUUAGCCCCAGGCCGUGGAUGGAGCUAGCCAUUGUUGUUGGAGGAAUGGGGUGCCUUCCCCUAAACACUGCUCUGGGAGAGGCUGCUUAUUCAAAGCAGCCCAGAAGGAGGUUCCGGAAGGGCAAACAGGCAAUCAAAGGUGGACUUCUGAAGUGACUGCUGGAAGCUCAGAAAAGCUUCCUUUCAUGUGUUUAGAGACUUCCCAGGGUCUUUGAUGGAACUCUAUGGUCCUUCAGUGUCAAGCUCAAGUUGUGUCAACACACAACCAGAGUAAUGUGUCCUUCUGCAAGGCUGAGGUCCAAAGGCACCCUGGGAGCUGAAAAGCAGUUUGCUUCCUGGACCAAGUGGAGCCUUGAGGUCCACUAAAAGCCAGGAAGGCAUCACCCACAAUUCUUGCUUUUCCUUUGCGUAACAACUAAGCAGGGAACCCUGUUGUGCAGUAAGUAGACUGUCUUACUCUGCAGAACCUCCGACGUGGGGGGAAUGCUGUGCUAGCGCAAAAGGAAGGUGAUGAAACAAUGCUGGAAGAGGAAGCCUCAUCGAAGCCCACAAGCAAUAGAGCCUUCCAUCUUGUGCCCUGUCCUCUGUUUGAGAGAUCAAAUAGGAAGCUGAGCGUUUUGCUGACACAGACAACUUGGAGGUUUUUUAAUGUCAAGUUAAAGUGUUAAUUUAGCAUGUGGCCAGAUGACAAUCUAGCACCGAAAGCAGGAUUACUCGAAAGCAAACAGGAUUAAUAAUGACAUUGGGGGAGACCUUAAGAUUCCCAACCCUGACUUCUACCCCAAGAAGGCUGAUCUUCAACUUGGCUAAACAUUGUAUUCUAAUGACCAGAAUCGAUACUCCUGAAAUGGUGUCUAAAGCUGAACAAAAGUAAGAUUGGAGAAGUGACAGGGUUCCUGGAGAGAAAACCAGGCUGACUGCGACUAUGUUUGGGGAGGCUGUGUGGGGUGCCUGGUGCACAGCUUUCUCGGAGAUUCCAACUCUCAUUCUUGGAGCCAUUGGCUUCCAGUUCUCCAGCAGCCACUCUCCUCGGUGCACGAGUCAGUGUGGUCCCUGUGUCAUUAGCUUUGAUUGAUAACCACAUUCUGGCUUGUUCUCUGACCCCCUACUUCUAACCAGACUUCUCGGCUAGGGGUUAUCAUUCGCAAUUGGCAAGCUAAAGGUUUUGGAACCUACCUAGGUGCAGCAUGAUUGGCUUCAUCUGUGGAUUCUCUCAGUGGAUCCCCACCAUUCUGUGUCUUCCUCAUUCUCCUUCCAUCAGCCACAGCAAAGAACCAGCCCCAAAUCAAACUCUUCCCACUGUUCAACACAAGUGUUGCUACUCAGUCUCUCACAUGUCAGCGUGGGCAUGGUACAUAAACCAGAACCUUCAAGAUGGAUUUUCGCUUUCACUACUACCAGCUGAUGCCCCAUUCCCACUCCUACUCUUGCACCGGUAACAGAUUUUUCUCAGUCCUUAGCCUCCCACUGCAGAAUCUGACAUGCCCCAGCAGUAGAGAGUCUGUGUUCUGUAGGAGUUGGAAACAACCUUCUACGAUCAAUAUGCUUCAAAGACCUUUUGCCUUUAGCCUGGUAAGAUGCCUCUCCAGCCACGGAGCCUGCCAGUGGCAUGAUCUGACAGAGAGAGACUGCCUUUGCUAAAAAUGAGGGUCUAUGCUAUGUGAGGGUCUAAGCCUCCAGUAAAAGAUGUUUUUCCUCAAUGGAGGCGUGAAAGGGAAAACGAAUGCAAGAAAAAAAAGUUAACUGUAUUAUGUAUUUUUACUACACUUUUCUUAAAAAUAGAGCAAUGGGAAAACUCUGAAAGAGAUUGACAUUUUUCUCAACAGGAAUCCAUACUUAACAGUUCUGGCUUUCAUUAAAUUUUGCUCUUUGGUACGUGGGCCUUUUAUUUAACAUCUAUAUUUGUUUUAACUAUCUUGGAAGAUAUGUGAAAGGAUUUUUGCUUGAAUCAAACAUUCAAUAUAUUUUGGUUCCUGUUUUUAUUUCAAAUAGGAAUUUGGGGGGAGGAGGGGUUGGUUGUUGGGGGUUUUUUGUUGUUGUUUUUGUUUUGUUUUGUAUUUACAUAAAAUGAAAAUAUCACCGAGAAUUAAAUCACUGUGGAUCCAUUA